This is a messenger RNA of Laetiporus sulphureus 93-53, 1181 nucleotides long. RefSeq lists its product as uncharacterized. The transcript is spliced from 7 exons. Gene Ontology annotation, molecular function: acyltransferase activity, transferring groups other than amino-acyl groups. The record is from RefSeq and is a predicted model, not a curated record. Bases 235 to 1080 code for a protein of 281 amino acids. Lineage: Eukaryota; Fungi; Basidiomycota; Agaricomycetes; Polyporales; Laetiporaceae.
UGGCAUACUUAAAACGUUCCUGUGCAGAUCGGUGCCGUUAUAUGGUUUGUCAUCAAGGGUCGCCAGCAUGAGAUCGCGUAGCGACUGGUAAUUGAGAUAGGCGACAAUCGCCGCGCGUGUGAUGGCAGCCCCGGACCGCCGUACUAGCACCUGUAGUAUUACGAGUCAGAAGGGCCGCAGUCACUGAUAACGUCCUGUUCCGGCAUAUGCUGCCGCGUAGACGAGGCUAGCGAUAUGGCCCAUCAGAAGGGCCCAAUUAAUAGGCGGACGUGGGAGGGUGAACUUUGCGCUUUUCAAACCUCAGAUUCAACUUGGAUGGAUCACGAAGGAAAGGCUCUCUUGCACGGUCCCAAAUGCAAGCCACUCGAGUACAGGGAGAUACCGUAUGCAGUCCAUGCAUCGAUGCUGGCCACAAAGGAUGAUCCGCUGGCUCACUAUCUGGAGGACACCCCUGACGCGGGCCUGAAUCGUGCACGGAAGUACAGGAGCAAGGUCGGAUUGUACCUGACCACCGGAGACGGCGUGCGAAGGCACGAAGUCAUGACUGUUGGCGGUGGAGACAGCAAUAUCAUAUAUUCGCACGCGCGCGACCUAGUCCCGCGCCGCCGGAGACUCGUGAACGACGCGGUACAGCAGGUGAUCCAGCGAUUCUUACGUCUACUCAGAAUCACGUAUACCAAGCAGCAGCUAGCCCGACACCAGGAGUUCCGCGAGAAGUUCGAGCCUGCGGUCGAGGAGGCGAUCGGGAAACGAGCAAAUGAGCUCUUCGAGAUCAAUGGUCUUUCCACGCACCCGGAGAAACAAGGACGGGGAUAUGCGUCGGCUUUGGUCGAGCACGUCACCAUGCUGGCGGACAAAUACUCGCGAGGCACCUGGCUGCUCACGAAUGAGUAUACAACCGGGUUCUAUGCGAGACUCGGGUUCGCCACAGUGAAGUCGAUCGUUCUCGGCGAGCACGAUCCGACGUGGACAGAGGGACCUGUCGUGGUGUGCAUAAUGUUGCGGGAGCCUGAGGCACCGGCGUCAGUGUACAAGGACGAGAGAAGCGAGGUGCUGUCGUGUGAUAGCGGCAUUGUCUAACGUUAUACGCGCUAGACGCAUCUGUGCUGGUGGUAGCGCAAUGGGAGAGGUGAUUUUCUCUGUACAGUACCAGCUGUCCGCUCAAAUAUGACACCCCCGAU